Molecule: messenger RNA, 10095 nt
Organism: Sitodiplosis mosellana (orange wheat blossom midge)
Lineage: Eukaryota; Metazoa; Arthropoda; Insecta; Diptera; Cecidomyiidae
Gene: pan
Product: protein pangolin, isoforms A/H/I/S
Exons: 15
Coding region: 4385-6148 (587 amino acids)
Biological process (GO): regulation of transcription by RNA polymerase II; canonical Wnt signaling pathway
Cellular component (GO): beta-catenin-TCF complex
Molecular function (GO): DNA-binding transcription factor activity, RNA polymerase II-specific; RNA polymerase II cis-regulatory region sequence-specific DNA binding
Source: RefSeq, a predicted model, not a curated record
CCGUUUUUUUCCUUCGAAUCGAUUUUGUUUAUCUAUUUCGCAUCGCAAUUCACAUGGAUUUUGCGCAAAUACCCAAUCAAUGUGCACACUUACAGACCACAACGUCGGUGAUUUGCUAUUGAAAAUAUAAAAAUAAUUUCUAAGAAAUUUACACGCCGCGAAAAAGACACUCCAAACAAACCGAUGAGAAAAGAGAACAGCACCACGAUGUUCAUGCAUAAAAAACAAUGUUUAACCAGCCAAACAAAUGCAAAGUGAAUCAAAAAUUACGCGAGACAAAGAGUAAAAGAGACAUUUAUCGUUUGAAACACCAAAAACGGCAACGAAAUAAAACAAAACAAAAAACUUGUACGUUUGAAAACAUACAACUGCGAACAUAAAAAAUAGUAUAAAUAUAAAUAAAAAGGCUGAGCAGCGCGAAGAGACCGAAAGAGAGAUAAAUAGAUAAACGUUUGGUGUGCGUAAACGCGAUCAGUGUAAAGAGUGUGUUUUUUUUUUCGUUCAAUGAGCAGAAGAGAAAGCAAUUGUUAUUAUUAAUGUCAUUGGUGGCGAUAUUGUGUGACCAGUGCCCGUGCUUUGCAGUUCGAGAAGCCAAUUAUGACAACAAUUAUAAUAAUAAAUAAGAUAAUAUCGAACGUUUCAAAUCGACUGUUCGAAGCGAGAGCAAAAAAAAAAAGAGAAGUAAAUGUGGUUUGUCGGGUGGCGCUCCUCUUCGAUUAAAUAAGUAUCGAAUAAACACGUUUUGAUUGUUGUUAUUAUUGAAAUAUUUCUAAUCGCAUAAUCAAAAACCGAAAUCGAUCGCCCAAAGGGUGAAAUCUCAGGAAAUAGUCGCGUAUUAGCAAUUUGUACAUAGACAAGGAAAAAAAACUAGAUUCGUUUGAAUUGAUCACAAAAUCUAAUCGGAAACAAUCGAAGUGGAUUAAUUUACCCAAUAAAAAGAUGAAGAAAAAGCACCAACAAUAAUUGCAACGACAACGAUCAAAACUGUAUACGAAUAAUGGUUUUGGGCAAAUUUGACCAGAAAUUUUAGAUACGCUCGCUCACACCGGGACAGUUACAACAUCAUACAAGACCACAGAGCAAAAACAAAAGGCGAAAAACCAAACGCGUUUGUGCAAAGGACACAAAAUCGAAAAGUUCGUUUAGUGAAAAUUUGUCAAAACUCAAUGCAAAAAAAAAAAAAAUAGCACACGGUUUUAGUGGCAGUGAAAAAUGUCGAGGGUGUUUUGUAAUAUUUGAUGGUUGAAAAAACAGACCGUUGUGUUGAUUAGACAAUAUCGGAAGUUGGUUCUUUUGUGGAAUACACGAUAAAAUAACAAGUGCAUCAUACACACGGCACCCGGUGAACGAUAAAACCGCAAUCAAAAACAAGCUAAACACGACAACCAUUUCGGUCAUUUACACAAACGUGGAUGAAAAGCUAAAACAAAAUAUACCAUUUUAAUGAGUGAGUGAAAAAUGGCCAUCAAAACUGUGUGAUACACCGAAGUGAAGUUAGUGAAUUUGGUUUGAAAUUGCUUCGUCAGCCCCGAAAAUCCAAAAAUACGCAAAGGGAAAAAAGCACCAGGCGCAACGUAGAUGAAACGUCAUGCAAACGACUGAAGGCCACAACAAAGUUCAGCUGCUGCCAAUUUCAUUUCGAGCCGAUAUUGUAAAUGUGCGAACAACCAAAUUCUAAGCAAAAUUUUGUGCUGCAAUUUUUUUUUUCCGUUGUGAUUUAAUCAAACAAGUGACAGUUACACACAUCGCACCAUUUAAAGUGGUUAGUGGGUUUGCACUUUGGUUCGAAAAAUUCGAUUUUUUGGCGCAUUUUACCUGCUGGUUGUUGACUACAGGGAAUCAACAAAAUUUCAUAAUCCACAGCCUAGAAGAUUCGCAGAACGCACCACCGCAACCGGAGAAAUAGCAAAAAGCCAAAAAAAAAAAACACAUUGCUGAGCAAACGAAAAGUGUGAAUCAAAUAGCAUUUAAUUAAAUCAUCAAGAGAUUAAGUGAAUGGAAAAAGAGACAAUAUUAAGAGGCAUUAAUAGAAGAAAAUACACCCAUACACGCACAUACACACAAACACACAAAACCCGUGAAACCGACACCAACGACUCAGGAAAUGUAAUCGAAGUCGAAUCGAAUUACAAUUGCACGCCGACUGACAUUCGAUUCGAAGUGAUGAUGACGAAUAGAGAGAGAAAUACCAGAUUAUUGCCAUAUUGUUAGAAUAAUAAAUCGCAUUUUAUCGGUAUCUAAUCACGGAACAACAACACAACACAGCACCACUAAAUUACAUGUUUUUGCCCAAUCAACUGAAACCGAAAACACCAAAAACACACAAAGAAGUAAUCAACAACGGCAAAAAAAAAAAGUUUUCACCCAUAUCAAAUACAAGAAGAAAGUGUGAGUUUUCGUGUGUGUCUGUGAGCGCCUGUGUUGUAUAUAUUUUCAUUGGAUUUACUAGUGUGUCGAACUUUUUGAUGAACGGAAAAUUGAUUAAUUGACUGCAGACAAAAAAAAAAAGAGAAGAGGACGGCAAGCGAUAAAAUUCGCUUUGACUCGUAGUGAGAGUGUAUGAUAAGCUAGAGGAAGUUUUGUGCAAUUUUGAUUUGGAAACGGAGAUAGAGAAAGAGAAACAAAAAGUGUAAUCGACCGAUGUAAUCAAUGCAGCAAAGUGGAAUAUCACCAAUUAAUGAAAUAUCAUAAGUAUUUCCGUAGCAGCCAGUACAAACGCGGUCAAAUGUGAAUGACUAUGGAGAUUAACGGCUAAAUAAUAAUAUAUCGCCGGACAGAGACCACACAUAAAAAAAAAAAAUGUAAACAAGUGCAAUAAUAUCGUUUAUACCCAAGUAAAUGCAAGGAUAUUUGAAAGGACAAUGAGGUGGUAAACACCGAAACAAAACUAAACGAGAAAAAACAAAUUGAUACAGUUUAUAUGCCAAAAUUGCAUAUAAAACAAACAACAAACAAGAAGAGAGUGAGACGUGCGUAGGACGUUCUAGUGUAAUUAGUAAAAUAGUGUUCUGAUCUAUUCGCUACACGUAUAAUAGUUUGUAAUAUGUCAUCAAAAUGGAUCUCCAAUCGCUGGGUGCAUUUCUAUAAGGCUGAAUAGCUGAUAAAAAAAAAAACAAAACACAUCAAUAUAACCAACGGCGCGUUUAAAUGUUUUUGCUCUAUAUUUUACGUUUGUAAUACAUCGCGUGCGCAAAACCGUUUCCCAUUUGAAAUAUGCGUGUAUAAAGUCAACAAUACUAUUUUUAAACAUAAAAUUCGCAUUGUGCCCCAUCAUCUCACUCCGCAUUCACAGCAUAAUAAAAAAAAAAAACGAAAUACACUUAUGUGAUCGAAAUCAAAAAUCUAUUUGCUCAGCAUUCGCAUACAUUUUUAUGUGCGAUCAUCAUCGUCAACGCGUCUUGUAAAUUUCGGUUGAUUUUCGAGUAAUUUUCAUUUUAAUCGAGAGAAGAAAAAAAAAACCAGAGAAAAAUCAAAUAAAUCCACUUAACGAUAAUUUACGGCACUUUAUUAAUCAUUUCGACAACGUGCAAGACCCCAAAAAAACAAAACAUUAAACGUCGGCGUAACAGAGAAAAACAAUUUUUCAAUUUGUCAACAGAAGUGGACGGUUUUUUCUCUCUCUUCAUUUAGUUCGGUUUCGACAGGAGAAAGAAAAAAGAAACUCUGCAAACUAAUCAUCAAGAAUCUAAAAACGCACCAGGCAGAGAAAGAGAGAGAGAGUGAGUAAGAGAGAAAUUUAGUGUGUUCGUUUGAGUUUUGUGCACUCUCAGAAUGAAUACAGUGUUUAAAAUGAAUAAUUUAUGUUUGCGUUGUACGCAGCCAUCUUAUUUUAAUUACAAAUACGAGCAACAUAUUCACGUCGUUGCAUAAAACGAAGAAGAAAAAAAGAAUCCCAAGAGAAAAUCCGCAACAACGCACAAAACCACACACACACACACAUACACGACGCGCCCGAUUAAUUAUGUGGUAGAAAUUCACUCUAUGUUUCAUGUUGCAUAUAAAAUUAAAAUUAAAAUUUGAGCGGAAAACAAAGAAGAAAAAAGAGAGCAAUGUGUCAUCAUCAAAUCAAGUCACAACUGAAAUUAAUUAACUGAAACAGCAGCAACAAGAGAAAAGAUAAGAGAGUUAAUGCCGCUAUCGCUUAGAGGCAAAAGAACAGCAAACGUGUUUUAAAUAAAUAAGUUUUUAAUAUUUAUCAACAAAAACAAAACCGAAACGAGGUAAAUUCAGAAGCAAAAAAAAAAAGAGAAGCAGAACCAUUCACAUAGAAAGUGAAUCACGGAAACGCUUGGCGCUAGCAAAAAGCAAGAAGAAGAAGACGACGAAUUAAAAAAAAAAAAAACGACUAAAAUCAAGUGUUGUGAUAAAAAUUAUAGAAUAAACUAUGCCCCACAAUAGUCAUAAUUCACAAAGCGCCGGUGCGACGGUCGGUCUCAGCAAUGGCGUUCUAUCGACAAACGGCGGCACCGGCAUCGGUGGUACCUCAACCACAACCGGCUCAUCAUCGCCCGGUGACGAUCUGGGCAGCACCGACGAAGUCAAAGUAUUCAAAGACGAAGGCGAACAAGAGAAUGAGGAAAUCUCAUCGCAAACAUUACUAGAAGAGAAAUCAAGUCUGAUCGAUUUGACGGAGAGUGAGGAAAAAAGCGGGAAAUCACAAUCCAGACAAGAGCAGGGUUCAGUUUUUGGAAAAGUUGAUACACACAAUAACUUAUUCAACUACAUCUCACUUCCGUACUCAUAUCCAAAUGGAGCUGCAUCAAUGGCCAAUAAAAUGGGCUUGCCCAGUUUCUUUUGUCAUAACGGAGUUGGCGAUCCACUGGCAACUCCACCGCCAGCGCAUUGCGGAAUACCACCGUAUCAACUAGAUCCAAAAACAAUGGGAUUAUCCAGACCACCAAUCUAUCCAUUUCCAACUAGUCAAUAUGCAUAUCCAAUGCUUAGUCCAGACAUGUCACAAGUAGCAGCUUCAUGGCAUACACCAACAGUGUAUUCGACGGCAAGUGGUUUCCGAAGCUCAUAUCCAACGACAUUACCAAUAAACACAUCAUUACCAAGUGAUUUUCCAUUUCGGUUUUCACCUGGUUUAUUGCCUUCAGUGCACACAUCACAUCAUCAUGUACUAAAUUCACAUCCAGCUAUUGUGACACCGGGACCAAAACAAGACAUUGUACAGGAUCUAAAUCAUCGAUACGGCAGAACUGCAUUGGAUCAACAAAAGAACUCACCAAAUAAUAUGCAUAUACAGCAACCACACCAGCCCCACCAUCACAGUCAACAGCCGCAGCAUCAAACUCAUCAGCAAACGCAUCCUCAACAUCAUUCUCAUCACCAGCAGUCCCAGUCACAUCAGUCACAGUCGACUCAUCAAUCACAGCAGGAACAAAUCAACGAAAAGAAGAAACCACAUAUCAAAAAACCAUUGAAUGCAUUUAUGUUAUACAUGAAAGAGAUGCGGGCUAAGGUAGUAGCCGAAUGUACGUUAAAAGAAUCAGCGGCCAUAAAUCAAAUAUUAGGACGACGUUGGCACUCACUCAGUCGUGAAGAACAAAGCAAAUACUAUGAAAAAGCAAGACAAGAACGUCAAUUACAUAUGGAAUUGUAUCCGGGUUGGAGUGCUCGCGACAACUAUGGUUAUGUUUCAAAGAAAAAGAAACGCAAAAAAGACCGAUCGCCGGCAGAUUCGGGAGGUAACAACAUGAAAAAAUGUCGGGCUAGAUUUGGUUUAGAUCAACAAAAUCAAUGGUGCAAACCAUGCAGGCGAAAAAAGAAGUGUAUUCGUUACAUGGAAGGCGAUAAUGACGAGCGAACAAAUGACGGUGAUGAUAUGCGCGGCGGUAACAUAUCCGAUGACAAUUUGGGCAGCUGUGGCAGCGUUGACGAUGUCAAAACACCGCCCGAAGAUGAUAUCGAAUCGCUGAAUCAUUCGCUAUCGAGUCCGGGCGCAUUUAGCGGCUUAUCGUAUCUACAGAGUCCAUCGACAAAUUUGGCAAGUCCAUUACGAACGAAUUCUAUACUGUACAAUAGCAAUAAUCUGAGCCAAACUCACACCGAAAAUAGCCAUAAUAACAGCGCCAAUGAUAGUAACAAUAACAGCAAUCCAAACAAUAGCACCAAUAGUCAUAACAUAAGCAGCAUCAUCAAAUGAUUUCUAAUCGUGUACGCGAGAAACGAGAGGAAUUCAAAAGAGAAAAGAGAGAGAGUUUUCUGUUUAAUACAUAAUAUGGAAGAGAUUUUCAUUUUCAUUCAGUUUUCAUUCGCUUUUCCCUCUGCCAUCAAACAAUCGAUUGUUUUAUUCUUUGUUGGAGCAGUGUGAACACAGAGCCGAAAGCACACUAAGAGAAAACACUCAGACUUCGUUCCACUUUUAAUAAAACCGAAUAAAAUUGAGAUGCAUUUGAUGUGAACGGCUCUAUCAUCUUGGCCUCACCACUAACUUCAACACCCCAUGCUAAAUGUUUUCUUGUGUAUUUGUGUGUGUGUAUAAAAAAUUUUAUGAAAUGCUAUGAUAGACGAAAACAAAUGAGAAACACAGACAAAUUUGAUGCAGCAAUUUGUACGUUCUAAAUUCGGUGUGCAACUGCAAAACGAAAUACAAAAUGAAAAUGAACGUUCUGAUAUAGACAGUUUUUUUCCCUCUUUCGAUUCUAAGCAAUUAUUACUUCAUUUUUAAUUUAUUUGUACGAAAACAAAAUGUGCGCGUUUCUAUUUCCAAACGCCGCAACCAAAUGUCCAAGAUGGAUUUUCAAAUUUAACCGUUUGAAUUUCAAUCAACAAAUGCCGAAUGUCCAUGGACAGUUAGUAAACAUCGAAGUGAGAAUAACAUUGAAUGUGUCAUGGAAUACAAACAAAAAAUUACAAAAGUUAUUAGGGCCAAACAUACUUUACAACGACUCAACGCAAACCAAAACAUCUGUAACAGUAGUGGAACAACGCCAUUGAAAACGCAAUUUCUCGCCGCAAUUUUUGACUGACUCUGUUUUUUGAUUGAUAUUUGUGUUAAUUUUUUUUUUCAUGAAAGAAAGACUCUCUGCAUUUCCGUGAUAAACCAAAAAAGGAGACAAAAUUGAAGUCAAAUCUGAUCUCUAACCAAUAAUUGUUCGCAUACGAAAUACAACUAUUUAGGCUAUUUUUUCGAUAAGAGCAUUUUUGCCUUUCCUUCAUUUUUUUCUGUAUCUCUCUUCUCUUUUAAACGCUUUCUUUAUUCCUUUUUCAACCGUGAUUUAUGCUAACUCUCUUAUUGUCUGCAUUUUUGUUUUGCGAAUUUUUGUUUCUUAUAAUUUCUUUUUUAUUUUUCGUACACAGGGUGAUUUCAUUAGAACAAAUAGUACAUCGAACAGUCCAAUAAGAGGGGGCAAAGUAUAAGCCACAUUGUUGCCAAUCAAUUCAUCCAAACGAUUCCGAAAAUAAUUUUGGAAAUCAAACUUUUUGAAAAACCCAGCACCAAAAUCGUGUCAAUUGCUUUUCCCAUAGACACACACACACACACAGCCCACACAUCACUCACAUACACAUUUCAAGCACCCAAAAAAAAAACACACAAUCAAAUGAAUAAAUCUGUUGAUUUUUUCCGUUUUUUUUUAAAUACGUUUAUUUCUAUUAAUUAUAAUCUAGUAAUUACAUAAGGAUAUUAUUCGUUAUUUUUUAUGUAGUUUUUUUUUUCGUUUGACAUGAAGACCAAUCAAAAACAGAAACAAAAUUAUAAUUGCAUUGAGAAGUAUUGUAGAGCUCUGGCAGAACAAAAAACAACGCUACUGUCUACUGGAUGUGGUUUACUUUCAAAGAGUGUAUUUUAGAAUUAUAUAUUAUUUUCUCUCUGAUAAUUUUGAAUGAAGAUCAAAAACAAAAACUUAAAAAAAAAUUGAUGCAAUUUGAAGAAAACAAUCGUUUAGAAGUUCGCGCCGAAAGAAACAGUUUUGAUAUUUGAGAAACACGCGUCAAAGGAACAAAAAAUAUCCAUAAUCGGUGCAUUUUUUUACUAUUUUUUUUUUUUUUACUAAAACGCAAGAAUGUCUAUAUUUAGAGGAGCGCGUGUGUGCUUGCGGUCAAUGUUUCAGCGUAAACAAUGUAAGCAGCAUUGAAUUGAAAAAUAUUAUUUUUAAUUUUUUUUGUGAUUCAAAUUGAUUUAGAACAUUUUUUUUACAUCUUUUUUUUAUUUUUAUCGGUUUUACCCUCGAAAUCUAUUUACUAGCGAGGCGUAGACGCAUAUUGAAAUUUAUUUUGUUUAUUUUUUUUUUUUAAUGAUGAGAAAAUUAUUUUAUGUAUUUUAUGACAUUUGGUGUGUGACAAAAUUGUCGAUUUAAAAAGAGAAUAUACGUUUCGAGAAUUAAAUGUGUGCGAUCCCAUGACGAUUGAUUUGUCCAUUUUGUUUUAUUGUUAUUCGAUAAGACAAUCUUGACUCAUUGAUCGAAAUGAAUUGUACCAAUUUUGCAGAAACACUUUAUUUUUCCAAACUAAAUUUGGGAAUAUGCCACAUGAUGCAAUAAAAACCACCAUGCAUUCGAUUUUCCCAAACAAAAUGUUCGAUAUUUCGAACACUUUGUUGAAAAUGGACUAAUGGGCACCUUUUCGAUCGAAAAUUGAAAUUUUGUUUAUUGAAUUCAUGUGGUAUUUAGUCGAUGUGAUUUAAUUUUCGUUCACUUUAAAACGCGCUCAUUUUGAUAUGGGUCGAUGGCACCUUUGGCUUGACGAAUGGCCCUCCAUCGCAAAGGGCAAAGCGAGACAUUCACACACAUACACUUAAUGCAACAUAUAUGAUCAAUGUGGUAUUUUCACACUUCCUUCUUCCGAGAAAAAAAAAGAGAAAAGAAAAAUGAAACAAACAAAGAAAGAAAGAUUUAGCUAAACUAAAACAAAAAUGAAAAUGAUUUAGAAACAAAUAAAAUAAAUAACAAUAAUAGUGCAAUUUUAAUGGUUUUUAUUUUAAAACAAAAUGUAUAUGUAUGAUGUAAAUGUAUUAUUUUCAUUUUUUACCAUAACAAAACAAAGCAAAACAAACGAAUACAGAGCAAAUGAAAAAAAAGAAAGAAGAAACGGAUAAAUUUCGAAGGGGGAUACGUUUGACGAACGAAUGUGUCAACUCAUCACUCGAUGAGUUCAUGUGCGGUGUGGUUGCAGUUUGUUGUUUGUCUGACGUUGACUGGAGCGUGAUUAUUCGCUUUGAAUGAGCAGCAAUUAAAAACAUAUCACCCGUUAUGUUAUUUGCACUUUGAACUUCAAAAUAAAAGCCAAUUUGUCAGUUUCAGUCAUUUGUCGAUAAACCAACACACAUCCGGCCACUCUUCAUUGAACUAUGUGAAAAUAACAAAAAAAAAAAAAAUAACAAGAUUUUCUCUCAGAAUUAUGAGACACGUAGAACCACAACAUAUACAAAAAAAAUGAUGAAAAAAAUACAAGAAAUGAUAAUGAUUUAAUUAGUUGACCUAAACUUAAGCUAGAAUGUUAUAAGUUGAUACAAAAAGAAUUAAAAACAAGUAAUCAAGAUGAGAGAGAAAAAAAUGAAGAAAAAAAAAACACAAGAACAACUAAAAUCACGACAUACUAUUUUUUAGGUAAUAUAUAAUAAAAAUAUAUUUACAUGAUAAUGGAAGCAGGAAUGAGAAAUUAAAAAAAACACACACAAAAAACAAUGGAAAAAAUGGAUAGAAUAGAUGUUCGUUAUAAGGAUCUAUAUAUAUAUAUAUAUAUAUAUAUAUAUAUAAACAUCUUCUAGUUUUAAAUUGCUGUACUUUAAAAGGAUUAAGAAAAAAAAAACUACUAUGAGACUUAGAAUUAACACAACAAUCAACAACAACAACAAAAAAAACAACACACAAACAAAAAUACAUGCGAUCGAAACGAGAUAUAAUCAAUGAAUUGUUUGAUUAAUAUGACUUAGAUAAUUUGGUUUAAGUUACAUGACCUUUUUAAAGAAGAAAAUAUAAAACUGAUCGAUUAAAUGCAAUACAAAAGCAAAAAAAAACAAAAAAAGAGAAAUAAAUUGUUCGUGUCAAUGCAUCAAGCACCUGGCAUAGAUGUGAGCGUACCCCGCCCCUGUUGAGAUUAAUGAGGGAGUGCAAUGAAUUCCAUUCGAAAAUUCCAAAUGUGUGUCAAAAG